CUGAUUCACAAAGGAGACAGAGUACUGAUCAUCAUGGAGAGAUAUAUCGUCCAGUUGACUGCUCCUACCGGAAACACUGCAGAGUCCACUGCCUUUGCACAACCACCCCAAUUAGCCGGCACGAAACGCAAAUCUACAGAUGCCUCGGACCUUCCAACCAUUGACCUUGAUGACUAUGAUAUCCCUGAUGGUCAGGCAAUGGACUCCUGCACAGUAGUCCGUGGCAAGAUAAACCGUUUCCUCGAAGUCGGCGAGAUGAAAGUGGGACAGUUCUGUGAUGCUAUUGGAGUUUCGGGAAAUGCGUACAGAAGGUUCAUGGCUCAGAAUGGCAAGUUUGCAGGUGCUGGCUGUGAUACUUAUCAGAGUGCAUGGCUAUUUUUCAAGAAGAGGGAGAUGGCCGGCUUGCAGAUUCCAACAAAGAAGCAGAAGACUGCUGCUGCUAAUUCUGCUACGGCUAAGUCUGGUGCUGCAACUUCGGCUUCUAGUGGAAAGAAGGAUGCUGUGACUGAUAUAAGCUCCAUUCAUCUUGACGGAGGAGAAGACGACUCGGUGGAAGUCUAUGACAGCUGUGACGAGAUACGCAAAAAGAUAGCAGCACACCUACGCAAACCAGGUGUCACUGCUGCCCAAUUUUGUCGUGACCUUCUCGCUCAAUAUCACGGCGAGAGGAAGCCUUCCCAAAUCCAAUCAGGCCAGCUGACAAAGUUCCGCGGCUACAAAGGUGCGGAUACUGGCAAUACUUCCUGUGUCUUCUAUGCGGCCUAUGUCUUUUUCGAAAAGAUGAGGCUGGCAGAGGGGAAACCGAAGAGCAAGCAUAGACAAGAAAUGGAACGUAUCUGGGCCGGAGAGGGUGGAUUCGAUGUGACUCGAGGUCACCACAGAGGAUACCUCUGCCUCGCUGGUGACAAUCCCGUGCAGAAUCAGUUCGGCCGCGUUCAUAUGAUGCGAGGAGGUCGAUAGGCGUACCUGGUAUCUCGCGGCUGAGGAAAAUGUCUCGUCAUGCAGUUCGCUUCAGCUUGAGAUCAUAGCGCUGUUGAUGUGGAGCAGACUGUUUGUAAGAAAAAAAAGGAAAGAACGACCUAGCGUGCAUCGAG
This is a messenger RNA of Aureobasidium subglaciale EXF-2481, 1094 nucleotides long. RefSeq lists its product as uncharacterized. The transcript has 4 exons. The record is from RefSeq and is a predicted model, not a curated record. Lineage: Eukaryota; Fungi; Ascomycota; Dothideomycetes; Dothideales; Saccotheciaceae. The coding region runs from base 34 to 960 and encodes 308 amino acids.